This is a messenger RNA of Papilio polytes (common Mormon), 948 nucleotides long. RefSeq names its product thioredoxin-2 (gene Trx2). The record is from RefSeq and is a predicted model, not a curated record. Lineage: Eukaryota; Metazoa; Arthropoda; Insecta; Lepidoptera; Papilionidae. Gene Ontology annotation, molecular function: protein-disulfide reductase activity. The transcript has 3 exons. Bases 96 to 461 code for a protein of 121 amino acids.
UAAAUUUUUAGUUUAAUUAUAAUCAAAUUUACAGUUUACGUUAUCGUUUAUACAUUUUGUGCUUUUUUAACUUUUAAUUUUCUGCAAAUUACAAUAUGAGGGUUCGUUCAAUGCUUCAGGGUCGAAAAUGCAAAGGUAAAAUGUCGAUCCACAUCAAGGACUCUGAGGACCUGAAGACCAGGCUGUCGGAGGCUGGUGAUAAGCUGGUGGUGAUUGACUUCAUGGCCACCUGGUGCGGGCCCUGCAAGAUGAUUGGGCCCAAACUAGAUGAGAUGGCCACUGAAAUGGCUGACUCUAUUGUUGUGCUGAAGGUGGACGUUGACGAAUGUGAGGACAUUGCGACCGAAUAUAACAUCAACUCAAUGCCGACCUUUGUAUUUGUUAAGAGUUCCAAGAAACUUGAAGAAUUCUCCGGAGCUAACGUUGACAAACUCAAGAACACAAUUCUCAAGCACAAGUAAACAGUUACCGAGGGCUGUACGCCGCUGCCCUGUCCACCCGGACACCGCAGUCGGAUUUAAUAUAUGAUACAUAAUAUAUGAAAGAAUAACUAGCAUCUAAAGUAACUUUUAUUUCGUCCUCUAUACAGUAAAGUUUUAAUCUAUGUAUUUUUUUUUUCUCUUUAAAUAUUUAUCAAUAAGUUAAUUUUCAAAUAUAAUAGACAUAAAAUGAAUAUGUAUGUUAUGUAACUUUCAUUUUAAGAUUGAUUUUCCAGGGUUUAUUUUUAAUAGACAAAGGUGGUUUUUUUUCUCUCACAAUUUUUAAAUCUGUGAUUAGCCACAAUGUGUCUUACGUAAUAUAUAAAAGCACGAGAUAAAAUUUAUUUUGCGCACGAGAAUUGCAUUUAGGAUGCGUACAUGCCCACACCGGCUGCGCCAUUGUGUACUUUUGGUUUUUUAUAUAUGUUACACACUAUUGUUACUGCAUUAAAAAUUUUGUGAAAAAUAA